Messenger RNA from Ricinus communis (castor bean), 1318 nucleotides. Its product is annotated as calcineurin B-like protein 10. The record is from RefSeq and is a predicted model, not a curated record. The coding region runs from base 186 to 935 and encodes 249 amino acids. Gene Ontology annotation, molecular function: calcium ion binding; kinase binding. NCBI's taxonomy places the organism in Eukaryota, Viridiplantae, Streptophyta, Magnoliopsida, Malpighiales, Euphorbiaceae. The transcript has 9 exons. Gene Ontology annotation, biological process: calcium-mediated signaling.
UAUCCUCUUUAUUUUCCACCCACCAUUUCCUUGUAAACCAUAAUUUGCUAACAUCAUUUCACCAAUUAUCCAGAAACACAAUAUUUUUACGCAAUGUCACCUUAUUUGGCUACUUCUUUCUUUUGCUCACCAAUAACUCGCUACUGGAGAUAGAGAUAAUAGAUUAGUUCUCAUGAAUUGUCCUCAUGGAUUUCUCCAACAAUUCUUCUGGAUCGAGUUCUUUGUCAAUUGGAGAGCGGAUCUGCGCAGCGUUACUUCCAUUUGCUGCGUUAAUAGAGGUUUUGAUAAUAGCAGUUAGUAAUUGCUUUGAUUAUCGACCUCGCUUUAAGAAAACUGUUUGCCGUCUCGAUGAUUUAGUUCGCCUUUCUCAUGAAUCUCGAUUUACUGUUAACGAACUGGAGGCAUUGUACGAGCUCUAUAAGAAAUUGAGUUGUUCUAUAAUUGACGACGGAUUGAUUCACAAAGAAGAACUUCAAUUAGCAUUGUUCCAAACUCCAUACGGCGAGAAUCUGUUCUUGGCAAGGGUUUUCGAUCUUUUUGAUGAGAAAAGAAAUGGUGUCAUUGAUUUUGAAGAAUUUGUCCACGCGCUCAAUGUGUUUCAUCCCUGUACUCCUAUGGAAGAAAAAAUUGAUUUUGCAUUUAGGCUGUAUGAUUUGAGACAAACUGGGUUUAUUGAGCGAGAAGAAGUCAGGCAAAUGGUGAUUGCCAUUUUGAUGGAAUCCAAUGUUGAUUUGCCGGACCAAUUACUUGAUGAUAUUAUAGACAAGACUUUUGCAGAAGCCGAUGCUGACAAGGAUGGUAGAAUUAACAAAGAUGAAUGGAAAGCUUUUGUGGUAAAACAUCCUUCUCUGUUGAAGAAUAUGACCCUUCCAUAUUUAAAGGACAUAACCACUGUAUUCCCAAGUUUUGUUUUCCACACGGAGGUUGAAGAUUGAAUCUCAAGCUUUCCCUAGCCUUUAUAAAACAAGUUGUUUAAAAAGGCACUGUUUACAUAAAGAACCGCGCUUUGCGGUCAGCCAAGGAUUUUGGUUGAAGGUUUUAUCCAUGUCAGAAGAUUCAGAACUGUUUUCCGCUGUCUAUGCUCUCAUUUAGCAGAAGCAAGAGAAGAGUGAUAGCUUCGAAGAUCACGGAUUCUUUAUCAUUGAUCCGUCAAUUAUUUAGUAUAGCAUUUCAUUUUAUUGAAUUAAUUGAGCACCCAUCUGUACAGUGAGAAAAAAGCUUCUACUAUUGCCUCAAAAUUUUGCAUUUGUUAGCCUUGGGCUUUCUCCCUGCAAACUAAAGCUGCUGAAUCUAGUGCGAAAUUUUCACAUUUGGGCAA